Messenger RNA from Cotesia congregata, 1620 nucleotides. Lineage: Eukaryota; Metazoa; Arthropoda; Insecta; Hymenoptera; Braconidae. The record is from the annotation of a GenBank genome assembly.
AUGUCAAACAUUUGCUUUCAUCACGGUCAAAAAACUCUGGCGCGUCGUCGAAUCCCUAUGAUAAGUAUCGAUGGAUAUGAAUACAUGUGCUCCAAAGCAUUUCCUGGUGGCAUGUAUGUGAUAUGUAAAUACAAAGAAAGAAAAAACUGUAAAUUUCGAGGUAAACUAAUUAAUAAUCAACUUACUAUUUCUCGUAAUCAUGAUCACGCUAGAGUUAGCGAUGCAGAAAAAAUUUACAACUUCGAGAGAUCUUUGUAUGAAGAGGUAACAACUCAUCAUUUCAAAUCUCUAAGAAUUAUCUACGAUGAAAUUAGUUUGCUUCAUCAUGAAGCAGCUAUUCAUGUCACAUGGGUUGAUAUUUAUCCAAAAAUGUUGAGGUGGCGCCGACAAAUAAAACCCCCGAUACCGAAUUCAAUUGAUCAGUAUAUAAACUUAAUUGAGAUGCCCGAAUGGAACAUGUACACAAGUCACAAUCAAACAAAUAUCACAGUCAUAACUAUUGAAGAUAAUGAUCAUUCUAAAUCUAUUAUUUAUGCUGAUUUAGAAUUUCUACGAUCUUUAAAUAAUGUUUUCGAAUUGUAUAUCGAUGCGACAUUUAAAGUGGUUCCUAGAAAACCUGCAUUUUGCCAGUUGCUGACAAUUUUUAGGAUUGGUUCAAGAUUCACAUAUGAGUCGGUACUUACAUAUUUUUCUAUUAAUUUGGCUCCACAUUUGCAUCCAUUAGCAAUAAACACUGACUUUGAACGUGCUCUCGGUACGGCAAUUGAGAGAAUCUAUCCUGGAGUAACUCAUACUCGAUGUUAUUUUCACCUAUGUCAGGCGGUUAUGAAAAGAGUAAAGAAGUUAAAACUUCUAAAUGGAAUCUAUGAAAACGAUGCGCGUCGAUUAUUUCUACAAAAAUUAUUAGUACUGCCUCUACUACCAGCCGAAGAUAUUGAACUAGCCUUUUACUGGAUUGUUAGUACGACUGUGCCAGUUAUUUUAAUAUAUUUUAAAAAGCUGCUGAAGUACUUUCAUAGUCAAUGGAUAAGAAGAACAAGACCGGAGCUUUAUUCUGUUUUUCUUAGAGUUUUUCGAACUAACAACUUCUCUGAAGCCUAUAAUAAAGUGUUGAAUGUCCGAUUCGGUACUCAUCCAAAUAUUUGGGACUUCACAGAAAAAAUUUUAAUUUUGCAGGAAUUGAAGCAAACAGAGUAUGCAUCUUUACAAAUUGGAAAUCAAGUAACGGGACACUCUAGAAGACGUGAGACCUUGAAAAACGAAAUCAUCCAUCGCGCUUGGGAUUUAUAUCAAAAUAAUCAGUUUGGUAUUCCACAAUUUAUAAAUUGUGUCAGUCACUUGAUAAAUGAGCUAAAAAAUGGAAGAGCCGUUGAAGUUCAACAAGUUAAUGAUUUCAUCAUCGGAGUUCCUAUUGGAAUUGAAUUCAUUGUCGGUGAACAUAUCACAGAUUGUGUGGUUUGUGAACAAAAUAUUACAAAUCAUAUUUGUUUACCAUGCAACCAUUGGUUUGGAUGUUCACAGUGCGUAGAAAACAUGCGAGCCCUUCUUGCUCGAGUGAAUGCGAACCUAAGUUGUCCAACUUGUGCCAACGUUGUAGACUCAUUUGAAAUGAUUUUUUAA